AUGGAUGAUCCAAGGCAAAUAAACACGCCGAUCAGACGCAGAAGAAAUGGCUGCACAGAAUGCCGACGGAAAAAAGUGAAGUGCGAUUUACGUGUCCCGGUCUGUACGAGGUGUAUCCGAUACCCAAGCCAAUGUAAAUACGAAUCGAAAUUUAUCUACAUACAUGGUCAACAACUGGAGGCAUGCAGGAGAGAGAGUAGCACUCCCCAAAAUGUCAUCAAGAAUACCGGGUCUACCAGCCGGGCGGCAUCUAGGACUCUUGUCUCACCACCAUCAUCGCCGCAAUCUCCACGAGAGCCAACACCCCCAAUCCGGCUGGAUAUAUGCCGCAUAGAGAAACCUUCCGUGCCCUCACCAUAUCUCGCCAACGCACACUCCAGGCUAGAAAUGCGCCACCUCAUUGCCAAAACCGCCACAACCGUAUUCCCCUUAGCAUCCAAAAUCUUCAUCGAUAGACUAAUGCUAUCCGCCAUGGGAACACCGCCUCUACUCUAUGCCCUUCUUGCAUCCUUCGGAAGCCAUCAUGCGAGGCGCAUGACAUCUUCCUCAUCCGAAUCCGAGAAGACGACACUCAUAUUCACUAAUCAAGCCAUUUCCGGCCUCAGAGCUGCUCUGGCACAUGAUGAUGCCAGUAAGACACUCAAAGCGGACACACUGAUGACGGCUAUGGCGCUGUGCACGAAUGAUGUGUGUAAUGGGAAUUUGGAUCUGUUUAGGAUGCAUAUGAAAGCGAUUCGGCAGAUGCUGUUGUCGUUUAUCAGGUCGUUGCCGGCGAAUGACAAGAGUCUGAAUGAGGAUUUACUUAAUGUUUAUUUGAUAAAGUGGUUUGCGGCGCUGGACGUCUCGGCUAGUUUGUCGCUGUUUAAUCGGGGUGAACAAUAUGAGCGGGAAGAAGAGGUUGAUGGUAAUACCGCCAAUUACUGGACAAGCCAUAAGAUAUUCAAUCCGUCGGAAGAUGUUGUGGACGAUAUAUGUGGUUACUCGUUGAAUCUGGUUCCCAUAUUUUCAGAAAUCGGAAGUCUGGCCAGGGUUCAGUACGAAAGCCUAUCCAACGGCCGAAUUCACUCCGUGGACGAUCCCUCGGAAUCAAACAUGCACUCCAAAGCCCACAUCCUCGAACUCCGUCUCCAAACCUUGCCAUCCCCGAAAAUCUCAACGGGCAUCUGGACCAACCAACAACACCAACUCGUCGAAGAACUGCGCGACACCCACCCAGCCUUCGUCUACACGGCUCUGUUGCACCUCCAUCGCAGGGUCCAACUCCUGCCCAAAAGCCACCCCAAAGUCCGCAACGACGUCACCAACAUCCUGCGCGUUUUGCAAAACGUGCGACCCUUCUCGCCCGCAAAUGUGCUGCUUAUAUGGCCCCUUUUCAGCGCGGGAUGCGAGACGGACAGCACGCCUGAAAGAGCGGUUAUUGAUGAGAGGAUGUCGAUUAUGCAGUCUCUGGGGAUGGGGAAUUUUACGAGAGGGAGAGAGGCGCUCAAUCGGUUUUGGGAGUCCGGGACGGAGUUGAGGUGGGAUGUUUAUUUAUGUCGGUCUGGGGUUGAUUUGGUCUUAUUCUGA
Molecule: messenger RNA, 1566 nt
Organism: Talaromyces marneffei
Lineage: Eukaryota; Fungi; Ascomycota; Eurotiomycetes; Eurotiales; Trichocomaceae
Exons: 2
Coding region: 1-1566 (521 amino acids)
Biological process (GO): positive regulation of transcription by RNA polymerase II
Cellular component (GO): nucleus
Molecular function (GO): DNA-binding transcription factor activity, RNA polymerase II-specific; transcription cis-regulatory region binding; zinc ion binding
Source: RefSeq, a predicted model, not a curated record